Messenger RNA from Zalophus californianus (California sea lion), 1142 nucleotides. RefSeq names its product swi5-dependent recombination DNA repair protein 1 homolog. The record is from RefSeq and is a predicted model, not a curated record. The transcript has a single exon. Lineage: Eukaryota; Metazoa; Chordata; Mammalia; Carnivora; Otariidae. Gene Ontology annotation, cellular component: Swi5-Sfr1 complex. Gene Ontology annotation, biological process: double-strand break repair via homologous recombination; positive regulation of DNA-templated transcription. Bases 1 to 738 code for a protein of 245 amino acids.
AUGGCGGAGGGAGAGGUAAACCAAGAUUUUAUUUUCAAGAUGGAAAACCCAUCCGACUCAGGUGUGAUUUUACCUAGCACUCCGCAGGCUUGCGCCAAUCCACCAUCUCCCCGGACAAGUAGCACAAGAAAACAACCUAUGAGUGCAACACUUAGAGAACGAUUGAGGAAAACUAGAUCUUCAUUUAAUUCCUGUUACAGUGUGGUGAAACGUCUUAAAGUAGAGAAUGAAGAAAAUGAUCAGACUUUUCCUGAGAAACCAGCAUCUUCAAUAGAAGAAAACUGUUUGGAACUUCAAGAAAGUUUUAAACACAUAGAUGGUGAAUUCAAAGAAAGUACAUAUUUGAAAAAUACCUUCAAGAGUAUCAGUGCAUGUGAAUCUAAAUCUCUUGAUACUGAGUCUUGCAGUGAUCUCCAAAGUGACUUUGUGAAUGAGAAUCUUCCAAAACAAGGAUUAAGUGAAGAAAGAGCAAAAUUGGUGAAGCAGAUUGAGGAGAAAGAAGACUUUCUUCGGAGGCUAAAACUGGUCAAAAUGUAUAGAUCAAAGAAUGGCCUGUCUCAGUUACAGAUGUUAAUACAGAAGUGGAGAAGCUGUAGCCAGCUGCUGCUUUAUGAGUUGCAGUCAGCUAUGUCUGAAGAGAACAACAAACUCAGCCUUACUCAGCUGAUAGACCACUGUGGGUUAGAUGAUAAAUUACUACACUAUAACAGAAAUGAAGAAGAGUUUAUCGGUGUUUAAUUCAUAAUUUUUUUUCCAGAAUAUUUUUGAGAAUGACAACUUAAAAGAUAAUACAUUUUAAAAGGAAGGUAGAAGCCAUUAGGGCCUAGAGAAAGGUAUCUUGAUGAACAUCAAUUUAGGGCACUCUGUUAUAUAAAUAUAAAAUAAGUUCUAAAAUGAAAAUUUAGUAUUUUGGAUAAGUUUGCCAAAGAAAACUUGACAUUUAAAGAAAUGUGAAAAAAAACUAAAUCAUGUUUAAAAAAUAAUUUGGUCAUUUCUGGAAGUCAAAUUUAAUACAUUGUUUUGUUUACUGUGGUAAAAAAGUUCUAUUUUUUUUAAGGUUUUAUUUUAAAUGUUAAAAAAUACUUCAGUCUGGUUAAUGUCUAAACCUGAAGUGGUCUAAAAAUGCCUGCCUGUCUCCUAAG